Myzus persicae (green peach aphid) is the source of this 1738-nucleotide messenger RNA. RefSeq lists its product as uncharacterized. The transcript has 4 exons. The coding region runs from base 16 to 849 and encodes 277 amino acids. The record is from RefSeq and is a predicted model, not a curated record. Lineage: Eukaryota; Metazoa; Arthropoda; Insecta; Hemiptera; Aphididae.
GAUCCACCCGUACGGAUGCGUAGUGUUCGUAACAGCGUAGCUCGUACCUAUAUAUAUAAACGGAAAAGUAGAUUUCACUCUGUACAGUAUCUUCGUUUGUACCAAACUGGUCGCGCUCUGGGGCACAGAGACCAUAUGUAUUGGAACACAGUGAUUCUAAUGGCCUGGUCCUUGGCCACGGUCUCCGCCAUUUUGGAUUCCACCAGGAGUCAACGUUACUGGGAGGACACGAAACCCGAAGAAGCUGGUCGCUAUCAAAACGACAACAUGCUGAAAACCUAUAUGGUCAGAGGAGGAGGAAAUAAACAUUUCGUGACCUCCGUGUUUCCGGAAAUGGAUGCCAGAGGAUUUCAUGAAUAUGUUUUUGACGGACUACAGCCGGAUUUUCAGUGGCCGUCAAUUAAGUUUAAAAGGAACUAUUAUCCGCAAGGAAUUACGUCCAGAGGGUUCAGCGAUGAUAUUUUUCACCAAAGCUUUGGAAUGUUCGAGCCCUUAAAAAGGUCGGUGUCCAGAACGUCGCCGUCCGUUGCAAACAUGUUGCGGCGCCUGUACCCCAACGCCGGCGCCGGCGGCGUCAGACUGCGCCAGCCCGAGCACGCCGCCAGAACAGCCGCGGCCAAGCGCCGGCCAGAGAUGGACGCCAACGGGUUCCACGGCGAUUCGUUCACCGGCGGUUUCGACCGGUUCGACACGAUGAAGCGCAGGCCCGAAAUGGACGAGACCGGUUUCGAGGGCGACUCGUUCACCGGUUUCGGCGGGUUCGAGACCAUGAAGCGGGACGGCGGCGGCGGCGGCGACGACGGCAAGAACGCGGCGCGCCCCACCGGUCGUUCGUUCGGACAGGAGUAGCGGCGGCGGGCGGCAUUCUACCACCACUACCACCACCGUCACCGUCACCGUCACCGUCACUACCCCCAACGUCACUACCCCCAACGUCAACCCUCAGCAGGAGUACUCGUCGUCAUUGCAGUCGCCAUCGCCUCCGCCGCCGUCGUCGUUGUCGACGUUUUAUAAAACAUUAUAUAAUAUAAUACGAAAUACGAAAUUAUAAUAUACGUAUUUGUAGGCAGUAGAAAUCGCAUUAAAAUAUUACUAAAUAUUAUAGACACUUAUUUACCGUAGGCGGAAAUCGUGCGCACGACCAUUUCCAUAUGAGAGAGGCUGACAUAAAAAAAUAGUUAGGUUUUUCUAUUGACGGGUACUACUACUGCUACAGUACCCCAUUACGUGAUUUUAUCUGUCAAUAAAUACUUACCACUUUUAGUGACCUAUACGUUUCUAUAUGGAAAGUAUUUCUAAAAAAAAAAAAAUUUUAAAUAAAAUAUUUUCAAUCUUCGAGGGCUUUGCUAGCUUCGGGAGAAUCUAAAUCCACCCUCCCUGCACGAUUUCCGUCAAUGCUUAUUACUUUCAUUAUCAUUAAUAUUAUUAUUGCAAUUGAUUGAAACGAUGGACGAUCGGUGUGAUAAACGUGCGAUGUUAUACCUAUUAUAAUAUUAUACACAUAGUCACAUAGAUGUGUAUAAUGUGUCGAUAACUACAUUAUUAUAAACUAAUUUUUGUUCUAAAUUAUAAUCUGAAAUAAAUGAGAUAUGUAAACAUUUGUUGGUUUCUAUGGUGAAUACGGCGUGGCAAAAAAAAAUAAUUGUUCAAGAUGUCUUGAUAAGAGCUUAUGUUGUGUCAGAGAUGCGGAGGAAGAUAAUGUUGAUAAUAAACAAAUGAAAAUUUUUUUUUGCAAUCA